Molecule: messenger RNA, 1616 nt
Organism: Aspergillus welwitschiae
Lineage: Eukaryota; Fungi; Ascomycota; Eurotiomycetes; Eurotiales; Aspergillaceae
Product: male sterility protein-domain-containing protein
Exons: 2
Coding region: 323-1501 (392 amino acids)
Biological process (GO): long-chain fatty-acyl-CoA metabolic process
Cellular component (GO): peroxisome
Molecular function (GO): alcohol-forming very long-chain fatty acyl-CoA reductase (NADP+) activity
Source: RefSeq, a predicted model, not a curated record
GUUGUAGUUUUCUGUUUGAAUCUAGGAUCAGGUCAGAGACCGUUGACUAGUGAGAUAAUAGAAGGUAUGGGGAGCCUCUACGGCCUUAUAAUCAGCCGAGGAUUCUUGCUUUGGCCGGUAGCACUGCGUUGCACUCUCGCUCCGGUGUGGUAGUGCGUGAUCGCUGGUGUUGGUUGCGGUGGAGUGUAACAUGUGACGAUGAUGGGGUGUAUAUAGUAACCCUUCGGGUGGUUUUGUACAGGUUUCCCAUGGCGAGGCGACUACCUGGUAGCACCCCACCCCUUCUCUUUAUCUCUGAAAUAUACUUGUACAGCCCUUCUCUAUGCCAGGUCCGGACCUCGCGCCGUAUCAGAAUGAGGUUAAGAGGAUCGGUUAUGCAACAUCUUACGAGAGACAGACCGUCCUCCUGACGGGCAGCACGGGCUCACUGGGAGGAUGUAUUCUGUAUAAGCUGGCAGUGCAGCUUCCGACGCGGAAGAUAUUUGUUUUGAUCCGUGGGUCGUCGGAGUUGGCUGUGAAGAAAUGGAAGAAAGCCAUGCCGGAUCAUACUCAGGCGAUUCUGAACUCGAACAGGAUUCAUUACAUAGUCGGGGAUAUUAGGAAGUCGAACUUUGGGAUUGAGGACGUGAUGCUGAACCGAUUACGUGAAGAGGUCACGCUGGUUAUACAUGCAGCUGCGAGAAUCAAGCUGGAUGCGAGCAUCUCCGAAGCAUUAGAGAACAACUGUCUGCCCGCCUUAGAAUUGGCUGCGAUGGUUUCGCGGUUUCGUCGACUGAGGCUGUUCAUCCAGAUCUCCACUGCAUAUGUGAACAGCUUUUUGCCAGACGGUUAUGUGGGUGAGCGACUGUAUCCCAUUUCAGAUGACGACCCAGAGGACGAAUUGGCAACCAUACAAGCAACUGGUCAUUCUCCCUAUACGGAUCGCUUCUCGUCAUCUUAUACCCAUGCAAAGCAUCUAAUGGAGCGCUUGACGUUCAAGCGGUACCCGAUGCUCCCGGUGUUGUUUGUCCGUCCGACCAUCUUUGGACCGGCCGUCAGACACCCAUAUCCGCUGUACGGACCCGAAGAUUCGACGCCCCUGACGAAGUUCUCUACACUAUACUUUUCGGACCAGGGAGGUACCCAGAUAUGGCACGCCGCAGAAGGGUAUACAAGUGCGGCGGGGACGCAGGGGAUCGUUCAUAUUGGAUCUCAAUUAUAUGUGAGCCAUACGUUCGACGAGAUCCUGGCUAUAUGCAGGGAGAAUGCCCCGGAGGAGAUUCGGCAUGAGCUACCAAAAAUAAUAUUCGUGCAAGACCGAAGUAUCCCACAGCAUAUCUUGGCAGAGCUUGUCAAGGUGGGCACACGCAACUGGGUCUUUGAUUGCGGGCGAUCAUACUGGCUGAAGCAACUCGGAGGUCCCCUGAGCUUAGCGAUCUGUCAACUUGAUUCUGAACGGCUUGCCUCAGCACGGACGAAGGAAGCUUAUGAAAAGGUGCUGAGGAGGAUGGGAAAGCUUUGAAGAGGCGCCUGUGCAUUAUUUUGAGAUAGUCAUUUGCAUUACCUGUUAUUUAUACGCGAUGUCCUUGUUGUGUUUUAGUCUGUGCUGAUAGACCCGUGUUCAUCCAUACGCUGAC